This is a messenger RNA of Bacidia gigantensis, 615 nucleotides long. RefSeq lists its product as uncharacterized. The record is from RefSeq and is a predicted model, not a curated record. The transcript has a single exon. Bases 1 to 615 code for a protein of 204 amino acids. Lineage: Eukaryota; Fungi; Ascomycota; Lecanoromycetes; Lecanorales; Ramalinaceae.
AUGAGUGCUCUUAGAGACCGUACUCACUCACGUAACGGAAGCACCAAAGAGUCCCAGGCCGGCAAUGCGUCCCUCACGUCGACCUAUCAGGCAUGGACUAUGAGUGAUUAUGACUCCUACCACCAAGAGUCCAUUACUUGUCACAAGACCGACCUUAUAACUUUAGAGAAGCCUUUCGACAACGACCCCAAUAUGGGUCCACCAUACCCACAAGAAAUCCCCUCCUUUGCAGAACUGCUGGAUAUCGAGACACACAUCAAUCCUGCAGAACAUGGCCAACAUCAAGGCCAGACUCACAACAAGGGUCGCAAGCAGAAGCCAGACUGCAGUAACCACGAGGCCAGAGACACGCCAAAGCGUCAAACGAAAGCUAGGAAGCAGAAGGGCAAUGAUCAAAACCAGCCUGAAUCAGCCAAUACAACCGCUCAUUAUAUCGCUGAUACUGGAUGUCAUCAAACCGGAACUUCUCAGCAACGCAAUAAGAGUGCCAUCACUCACAUCUCGGCUGAUUGGUAUAUUGAUGGCUCCAAUGAGUUGCAGGUUGGGCGAGACAAGACUAUGAUAGAAGAGUCAUUCAACACCAGUGAAAAUACUGCUGAUUUCACGCUGUACUAG